UUUUUUUUUUACAUUGUAUGUUUACAAAAUUCAAAAAUUCUCGUCGAGUAUCGAAUACACCAACGACAUCAUCUAAAUCGUCGUCCAUGUGUAGUAAUCUCAGUAACAGUAAUCAAAUUAGUACCAAUAGUGAAACAACUUCCCUCAGCACGUCCCAAAGUAGUCGUGAGGGACGAUCUACUGAUAUUGUGCAAUCUUCUCAGACACACCCUGUCGUUGAUGUGGUUGAUGAUUUGUAUGAUUUCUUUGCUCAUGGUAUGGAUGACGAUAUACAGGCAUUCGCAUUGUCUGAAAAACAAUAUCAUAAACGACAAACAUUGAUUCAAAAGUUCUUCGAUUCGGAAUCGGAUUAUGUCAAUCGACUCCAUGUCAUCUUACUUUAUUUUCGGCGUCCCAUCUCUUUACAAUACGACCCAUCCAACAGUACCAGUCAUGAUAAUACACAUCAUGACAGUCCAAGGCAAAGUACUCAUUCCUCUCUCACUUCUACCUUACGUUCUCCCUUUUUAUCCAAAUAUAUCUCUUCUUCUUCGUCCUCUUCUUCUUCUUCUUCCUCUCAUCAUACAUCACCCUCCUCCCAUACGGGCAUCAAUAUGUAUGAUAUUGAUUUUCUUUUUGGCUCUAUUGACAAGCUUUAUCAUUCGCAUGAACUUUUUUUGGAAAAAUUGACUGAAAGAUUCCAAAUUUGGGGACCACUUCAAUUGCUAUCUGAUUUGAUUGAUUUCUUGUUGAAUGAAGUGAUACCGAUCUAUAAUUCAUUUUUAGAAAACUAUCCCAAAAUGAUGGCUAUCUUAGAAGUCAUAGGGAAAAGUCGGGACGGACGGAAACUAUUAGAAACUGUAGUUAAUAACCCGGAAGGCAUUGGACCAGUCCGUUUAUUUUGUUUAUUGAAAUUACCAUUAUGCGUCAUCCCUCGUUACUAUCAAAUGAUCACUGAAAUCGUCAAGUUUACCGACUUUAAUCAUCCUGAUGCUCAUCCCUUGAAAAAGCUUCAACAACGACUUUUGAAAUUGGACACAGAUAUGGUGCCAAGGAUCAAGAUCUGUCAAAACAUCAAUCAAUUGAUGGACAUGAGUCUGACGGUAAUAGGAUGUCCUUCAAUGAUGACGGAACCACGACAAUUCAUCAAAAGUGGAAAACUUGGCAAUGUAGAAGGCAAGGCUCACGAUCUUCGGAUCUGUUUCCUAUUGAGUGAUCGUUUGAUCACAGCACGGCCGGGUGAUGGCGUGUUGCAUUUUAAGAGCUCUGUAUCGCUUCGAGGCGCCACCAUCAAAACAGUCAAACGGAUGGAUGCUAGUUUCAUCAUCGUCGAAGAUGCACCCACGGAUCCUUCUUACCAAUAUUCUGAGGACAUUGAACGACUACUGAACGCUUCAGGCUCCACACCACCUCGUCAACACCAUUUCAAGGCCGAAUCACUGGAUGACAUGCUUAGCUGGCUACGUGUAUUACAGAACGUUGUUCAGGCCUUACGACACAAAAAAUUAGAUCAUCACUAAAUGAUGGGUUUUACGACAGCAUCCACCUUUUUCUUUUUUUUAAAAAAAAAAAUCCCUAGCAUCGAUUACCUCUGUUUCUUUUUUUUUUUUUUCCUUUUUUUUUCAUGUGUUAUCUUACCCACACUUCCAUCAUUGUUUAUACCUUCCUCUCUUAUGUUGCAUACUGUAUUUCUUAUUAUUUAUAUAUAACUGUUCAAUAAAGAUAUCAUCACAGCCAAAGUAUUCGUUGAACGCAUGCAAUGGUUGAAUGGCAAAUGGAAAUGAGUCGCAUCAGGUUUCGUUUAUUUGUACCAAGU
Molecule: messenger RNA, 1795 nt
Organism: Halteromyces radiatus
Lineage: Eukaryota; Fungi; Mucoromycota; Mucoromycetes; Mucorales; Cunninghamellaceae
Product: Dbl homology domain-containing protein
Exons: 6
Coding region: 18-1499 (493 amino acids)
Molecular function (GO): guanyl-nucleotide exchange factor activity
Source: RefSeq, a predicted model, not a curated record